Molecule: messenger RNA, 7110 nt
Organism: Physella acuta
Lineage: Eukaryota; Metazoa; Mollusca; Gastropoda; Physidae
Product: mitogen-activated protein kinase kinase kinase 11
Biological process (GO): protein phosphorylation
Molecular function (GO): protein binding; JUN kinase kinase kinase activity; ATP binding
Source: RefSeq, a predicted model, not a curated record
UACCCCAGUACGAUAGUAAGACGAGGAUAAAAAAAUUGUGUGAAUUUAAAAUUAUUUAAUUUCUUUCAUAUGUGUUCUUUUAUUUUCCCAAAGGGAUUAAUAUAAUUAUUAUUUAAAGUAAAAAUAACGUUAUAAUUCUAAUUUCAAGGUCAAAGUACAUCAUCAUGGCGGCUAGUGGUACCAGAUUCCCAACAAAGGUGUCAAAAUAAUUUCUCAUGAACACAUGUACAUUUUAGGGCCAUGAAAUUAAACUAUAUCUCUAAAUUCCCUAUUUCGGUCAUCAAAUAUGACUUAAAGUGCGAAAAAAUCCACUUUACAAGGUUAAUUUGAUAUGUGCAUUUGAGUGGAAUGGUAAUGUUUGUGUAUUUCCACCCAAGUUGUGGGGUGGAUCAACAAUGCAUCAGAAUUCGAAUAUUUUGAUGCUCACCUUUUCUCAUUACAAAUCCAUCGAAUGCGACACAAGGGUGUGUCUGCUUUAUCGAUGGAACCAUCUCAGUUUGCUGAACGACGAGGUCGACGAGAUGAGAAUGACCAGAGUCCAUUAUGGACUGCUAUCUUCGACUACGAAGCAGCAAGAGAAGAUGAGCUUACUCUUCGAAGAGGUACUCAAGUACAGGUUUUGUCUGUUGAUUCAGGAGAUGAUGGGUGGUGGAUGGGACAAGCAGAGGGUAAAGUUGGAAUUUUUCCAAGUAAUUUUGUUGCCAAAGAUUCUCAGUUGAAUGUAGACAAAUUACCACCUGACAUAAAAUCAAAAGACAGGCCAUUCGAGAUCAAUUUUGAAGAACUUGACUUAGAAGAGGUAAUUGGUGUUGGUGGCUUUGGUAAAGUUUAUAAGGGAAGAUGGCGACAAGAAACUGUGGCAAUUAAGGCAGCAAGGCAGGACCCUGAUGAACCAAUAAGUGUAACAAUAGAAAAUGUUAGGAAGGAAGCAAAACUAUUUUGGCUUCUUAGCCAUGUAAACAUUGCAGCUUUAAGAGGAGUAUGCUUAAAACCUCCAAAUUUAUGUCUUGUGAUGGAAUAUGCCGCUGGAGGCUCAUUAAAUCGAGUUCUGGGAGGAAAACAAAUCCCGCCUGAAAUUCUUGUGAACUGGGCUUUACAAAUUGCUCACGGCAUGCAUUAUCUUCAUGAGCUUGCUCCAUUAACUUUGGUACAUAGGGAUUUAAAAUCAAGCAACAUUUUACUUAAAGAAUCAGUUGAUAGUGGAGAUCUUGCUCAGAAAAAUCUAAAGAUCACAGAUUUUGGACUAGCACGAGAAGUCGAGCAAACCACAAGAAUGAGUGCAGCAGGAACAUAUGCAUGGAUGGCUCCUGAAGUUAUAAAGCUUUCCCGUUUUUCUAAAAAAAGUGAUGUUUGGAGUUAUGGAGUGGUGCUGUGGGAACUUUUAACUGGAGAAACACCUUACAAAGGAAUUGAUGCACUAGGUGUAGCUUAUGGUGUAGCAGUAAAUAAACUCACUCUUCCUAUACCUUCAACAUGUCCUCAUAUGUUUUCACAACUCAUGGCUGAUUGCUGGCAUCAGGAGCCUCAUGAACGACCAACAUUUCGGGAUAUACUGCAGCGCUUAGAAGAGAUUGCCACGUCUUCUUUCGUUACAACGCCUCAUGAGUCUUUUUCUAAUAUGCAAGAUGAUUGGCGCUUGGAGAUUGAACAAAUGUUUGAUGAGCUGCGCAGUAGAGAAAAGGAAUUAAGGUGUAGAGAGGAGGAGUUGACUAAAGCAGAACUUCAACAAAAAAUACAAGAAGAUGCACUCAAAAGAAGAGAACAAGAUCUUGCAGCCAGAGAAAUAGAACUAUUAGAACGAGAGUUGAAUAUACUUAUACUUCAACAAGUAAUGCACAAACCUACUCCAAAGAAACGGAAAAGUAGAAAAAGUAGAUUGAAGGCUUUGAAAUAUGGCGGGAAAAAAAUUAGUGAACCUUCUGAUUUUAGACAUAAUAUCACAGUUCAAAAGGAGGAAUUAUCUUUGUAUGAAAAACGUUCUUAUGGUGGUGCAACUAGUCCAGACAGUCCUCCAGCAACACCUACUCAUGCACCUCCACCACCACGUUUCAGGGCAAUAGCCUAUCCCCCCGGAGAUGGAAGGAAGGGUAAAACUUGGGGCCCGAGCUCUGUUCAGAAAGACAGACAUCAGAGGUCAUCAAUCAUUUUUGCAGAUGGGCGAUGGUCAAAGAGUGCUCCUAAUUUAGAAAAAUCUCUUCGACAACUUGGAGGUGGUAAUUCUAAUAUGGGAGCAGUUAAUCACUUAUAUGAUGAGGAGGAUUCAUUGCCUGGUGAUAUAGAUGAACCGUCUCCUAAAUCAAGAAGCAUUCCACACACCCCUGCUGCUACACCUACUAGCCCAUUUGUGAGAGGCAAAAGGACUGAUUGUUCAUUUUAUCACAUGUCCACCAUACUUGCUGCUGUAGCCAUGGGCUUUGAUAUUGGCAUAGCUAAUACCAGAGCAAUCCAUCCAAGUUUACAUAUGCCAAGUGGUGAGGAAGACAGAAGCCUGAAAAAACGAGACUCUUAUAUCAACAAUCGUAGGGAUGCAUAUCUUGCGGCUGUGAGGGAUGCAAUGAUUGACCCAGCAGGAGAUUAUCGCUCCUAUCAGAACACACCUGGAUACUGGCAUACAUAUCAUGGUGUACAGGCUAGGCAAAGGCCUGGUCUGAAUUUAGAGCUAGACUCUCCUGCAUUUAAUGAUGUUGAGUUUAACAACCAAGUUGUGGGUGCACCUUACCCCAAUUACAAUGCAUGGACAGCUUCACACCGCUCUUCUUUUGCUGAUAGUGAAGCAUCUGUGGCAACUGCUACGCCCACAACUGAGAGAACUGUGAUUUACAACCGCCAGCUUUCAUCAGAGUCUAACUUAGACUCUUCUAAACCUGCAGGUCAGGAGGCUGGUAACAAGCUCCAGCGGCGUUCUGUGACAUUUGAGGAUGAUUUUAUCCCAACAGACAACAUAAAACCUAACAAUAGUAGCAUGUUCAACUCACACAAAAGAACACCCUCAAAUACCUCAAAUUCAUCAGCAACAAUUGAUCAACAAGACAGCAGAUAUGCGGUCUCUACAGAAUUUUUUCUCGUACCUCAUUCAGACUAUAACUCAUUAGCAUUAACACCCCAACAGCAGCAGCCGAUUCCGCCUCGUCGAAAACCAGGAGCAGAACCAGCCCAGAGACCAACAACUCUAGAUGUAGGGGCAUCGACUAGACCUGUUCCAAUACAACUUAGGUAUCCUGCUGCUUCACCUGGAUUCUUGUACAGCAGGGACACAGGGCGAGGAAAAGGAGCUUCUGCAGAUGAGGCAGCCCAUUACUUCUCAAGUAGGUCACACCUUUCACCAGGAAACACACCACCACAUAUAGCACACCAAAAAACUUUGCUGGAUAUUGAUGUAGAAGGACAAAAUCAGGAUUCAACAAGACCACUGGUUCAUCAUAACACAGGGAAUAAAUACAAUGUGACUGACUUAGAAAAGGAGUUCCUAUGAUAACUUACAAUUAUGUAUGUAUUAAUUAAAAUCAUUUUUAACUGCUAAGUAUAACAAAAUGUACAUAUAAUUAAUGGCGAAAUGGAGUGUAAAGAAUGUCUAAAUUAUUUUUUUUUAAAUUAACUGUAAGUUUGGCAUGCAGAAAGUGAUGAUCAGGAUGCUAAGUUUACCAAAACCCAAGUGUGAUGAAAGAACCAUUUUAACUUUGUUCACCAUAUCCUUAUAUCAUAUCAAUGUUAUCAUUCUAUUUAGUUACUCUUUUCAUAUAGAUAUGUAAUUUUGUAUAUCGGUAUGUAUAUAAAAAUAUAGCAUUUUCAGUGUAAUUAAUAGUUAGGGUUUUCAACUAAUCGAUAAAUGCCAUGUACUUCAAAUCCUACUGUGUUUUUAAAAGGAAAACUGUCUGAGUUGAAGUCUUGUACAGUUUUGGUUGAACUUUCUAGUGAACUAUAUUUUUAGUGCCAAAGGACAAUGAAACACGAUUACUUUUUCUAGAAAGCUCAAGACAAAAAUACUUUUAAACUUCCAAUUGCAAUAGGUUUAGGCUUUUCUGUGUGUGAUGUGCUAAGAAUUUAUUUAUACUAGUUGACAAAUAGAUUUGUUUGUCUUGAAUCAAGUUUGUUUUUAUAUGUUAUGCUACAACAUCAGCUCAUAUUUUGUAGGCAUUUAAUGUUAAGGUUUCAAAUCUUUUACUCAUGACCAAAUAAAUUUUUUAUUUCACUUACAUGUUCAAACAUAUUUUGACCAAAUGAAAUAAAACUUUAAAAUAUGCUAGAAAAAUCCCAUUAAAUAUUUAAAUGUAACGUAACUCAGAUUAUAGUAGAACUCCUGAAAUUAUUUUCUGCAAAGAAAAAGUAUUUAAAUGAGUCAUUCAUUAUAUUCUUGGAUUUACUGUCAGAGAAAAAAAAGAUAAUUUAACUACUUUUUAAACCAGCCAGGGAUGGCUAGUAUGGUCACAAAUGUACAGGUUCUAUGUGUAUGCUACUGAUUUAAAUGGUCAUCAGAUUUAAAAAGUAUUUUCAUUUGAUCUGCAAACCUCAAGAAAAGAUAGUCAACUAAUUAAAAAAAUUAUAACUCAACAUUGAUCUAGUAAGAAUUUAAAAAAGGUCUGGUGUAAAAUAUGUUUUUAAUGUGUGGGAUAAAUAUUGAAGUACACUCUGUGUCAGCAGCUGUUACAAUUUGACAUCAGUUUUAUUAACAAAUCAUGCAGGAUAGGUGUUGAUGUUUGAGCUAGUAACUUAAUGAAAACAAAUUUGUGUAUAAAAACAAUUAUGCUUAUAUUGAAGCCAUAAGAUUUAAAAACUCUUUUCAUAAUAGAUCAUUGUGCCAAACAGUGAUAAAUUAUAAUCAGAUGGAGAUAAUUAAUCAACAUUAUUAUAUUAACUUGUACUAUAUUUCUAAUUCUUCCUGCCUCAAUAUUAUAUGCUUCAUGUUAUAAUUUUUAAUGUGUAUGUGAAAUAACUGGCACCUGAAAACUAUUUAUUGUAGAAACAAAAUACUUUUUUAGCAAAAUUUGUUAUUGUAUAAUGGUGGGAAUGGUGCGAUAUAAUUUCAAUAAUACUUAAAUCUUGUUUGUACUGAAUACUUGGAUGAGUACUGAAUACUUGGAUGAGAACAUUACCAGCAGUAAGUUCCGCAACAGUUUAUACAUAUCAUGUAACAACUAGUACCAUAGCAAUGGCUAUAUUGGGUUUAGGGCCAUUAUCCCAAUAGUUUACUGCCAGACAAUCCUAUACUCUAAAACUCAUUUGUCAUUUUGCAAUUUAUAAAAAUUGGGGGUGUCUGCAGUUUUGUUGACAUUCUAAGUCAAGCAAGAACCAAUGCGUAAACAGAUGAUUCUCUUUGGUUCCUCUCAUUUGCUUGGUAAAGGCGUGCCGUUUAAAAUUAAUGUCAUUCCCUUAUUAUUUAUUUUUCAACAAACCAAUGUUUAGGCAAUGUGUUUAGGUACUUAUUCAAGUAAAAUGUGAUAUAAUUUGGCUUUGGUCACCAUUUUGAAACGUGGAACAUUGAAAAAUAUUAAACAUCCAUUUUUAUUAAAAGAAUAAUUAGACUUAGCCUAGGAGUUCAAGUCUUCUGGCUGAUGAGAUGUUGGGCAGUAGUCCUUCAGGUGUGGCAGCUGUCUGGUACACACAUUACAAAUAACAAAUCUUAUCAUAGAUAUGAUGUAAAAGUAGAAGAAAAAAUUUUUUCAAUAAGGAAGGGAAAGUAAAAGCAUUAAAAUAUUAUCAUUUGAAUUUCAAAUUCUUGUCUUCAAAACAUUUCAAAAGAAACAAAGCUGUUUCUAUGGCUUCUAGUAACAUUUCUCAGAAAAUUCAUGUACUAUUAGAUAGUUAUCAAACAUGUUCUCAGUGUUAAUGUACUGUUAAUUUGACUCAUUGUUGGUUAACUUAGUCUCAUAACAAGAAAGGUCUGUUAUUCCUGUCUUUUUUUUUUAAAUGCUUUUAUAAGAAGCAAUACAAAGUAAAAAUUGUGAGGGUUUACCUUGGUAAAGUUAAUAGAUUUACUGCAUGGAAAUAAAUUUAUUCAUAGACUGUAAAUGUUAAUCCUGACACAUUAACAAACACAAUUUCCUUGUACAGUUAAGUACCAGUUUAGUGUAAUUUUCUACUUUAAUAUUUAUAUACAUCAAAAUGUUUAAAAAGACUUUAUGCAAUUUCUACUCUUGUUAAUUAAUUUUUUAUUAUUCUACAUGUAUUAAAAAAAUUUGAUGGGAAUAAAUGGAUAGUAAAUAAAAGUAAUUAGAAGCUAUAAAACAUUUUUUUAAAAUUACAGUUUUAAAAUAAUAGCUGGAAAACAAUUGAGUAAAAAUGUAAACUUUGUAUCAUUCACCUCCCAGGUUCUUUUUUUGUAUGUCUUGUUGCAUUAUUACUACAUAAAGCUAGUCAUGAUAAGGCCAUAAUUUGUUGAGUUGGUCAGAAUAUUUAUUUCAUGAAAUUAUCAACUAUUAUUACAAUAACAGCUUGAGAUUUCUUUGCCAUCAAAAUAAAAAAAAAAGUAAUUUAUAUGCAUUUAAUAUUGUUUUUUUUUUAUUAAAAUAUAAUUUAAGUAUAUUGUGUAUAUUGGCAGAUCUUGUUAAGUUUUAAAAUUGACAUUCAGUGUGUGUUUUUAACAUGCCUUAUAUACAUAGUAAAAGAAUAAAAUGUAUAUUUGUAUUCAUUUGAAAACAAAGCAAUGUUUACGAUCAAAAUUGUACAUAGUAAUGAUAUCAAGUUAUACAAACGUCAAUAAAAUCUUAACUGGUUUUAAUUAAAACUCAACUUGGAUUAUCCUGGUUAACUAAAAUAUAGAAGCACUAAUUCAAUUUAAUUCAACCAUCUAAGACUGAAGUGCAAAGAUAAAGAUCAUGAUGAUGCAGCUCUAACUAUUGUUGUAAUGAAAUACUUGUUCUAUUACAUAAAUAAUAUAUUAUGUAACUAUUUUAUAAUAUUUUUGCAUAUACUUGUAAAAAUGGUAAUUUGUAAAUUCCAAAUUACUGUCUUCCCAUAAAAUAUGUGAUAGAGCCAACAAAAACUAUGCAUAUCUCAAAGCAAGUGCUCUUGUAUUCAACACCCAAUGUUUAAUUUUUGUGUGUAAAUAUACUGCUGUAUUUUUUUAAAUUCUUGUGUCCAGGAUGCCUUAACCUUGUUAGCAUUCAAUAUUUU